Molecule: messenger RNA, 511 nt
Organism: Hibiscus syriacus
Lineage: Eukaryota; Viridiplantae; Streptophyta; Magnoliopsida; Malvales; Malvaceae
Exons: 6
Coding region: 1-483 (160 amino acids)
Source: RefSeq, a predicted model, not a curated record
AUGGAGAUUGAAUUAGUUCCUGCCUCCUCUCUAGGGGGGAACUUCCGAUAUUUAGACUUGGAAUUUAUUAGACUUAACCGGGAAGUUUUCUUUCAAAGCUUCCAGGUCAUGGAAAGAGUUGUUGAUCCUUCAGCAAAGCCUACACAUUCUGCUGGUCAAUCUAGCGUUUCCCCAAAUCCAACCACAAUGGCUCCUAUGGGCUAUAAUGAUGGUAUUCCAUUCAAAGCCAUCAUCGGGGUGGCAGGUGAACUUCUGGAGCAGAACGCACAAGCCCUAAAUCAAAUAUCUACAAAUCUUGCAUCUUAUCAGGUACUGGAAAAUAUCGGUCUCCUCUCCCAAACUCGUGACAACCUUCUCCAACUAUUGAAUGUGAUGAAUGACAACGUGCCCGAUAUCAUGAAGCAGAUGCCACAACUCCCGGUGAAAAUGAACCUUAACCUUGCCAACGCCAUCCUUCCUCCUCCACCCCCUCCUAUGCCGUGAUCGUCCUCCUAGCUUAUCUAUUUACCUU